AUGACGCGCAUUCUCUGCGUAGCUGAGAAGCCUUCCAUCGCGAAGGCAGUCGCCUACCAUCUCUCUGGAGGCGCGUACCAGAUCCAAAACACACGUGACACCUACAUAAAGAACUACUCGUUUGAUUUUGACUUUGGUGCGCCAUGGGGACACUGCUCGGUUACUAUGACUGCCGUAAAGGGUCAUCUCACCGCUUUGGAAUUUCCCCAAGACUUCAAGCAGUGGGAGUACCCGCCCCCCGAUCGCUUGUUCGAAGCACCUGUCCAAACGGUGAUACCGACGGACAACAAGCACAUCGCCAAGAACAUCGAAGACCUGGCGAGACGUGUCAGUGCGCUCGUCAUCUGGACCGACUGUGAUCGAGAGGGUGAGCAUAUCGGCAGUGAGAUCCGCGAUGCGGCGAGGAAAGGCAAUAGUCACAUCCAGAUCAAACGGGCUCGGUUCAGCAAUGUGGAGCGAGCACACAUUCUCUCCGCCGCCAGGAGACUAGUUGCGCUUGACGACAGGCAGGUUGAUGCUGUCGCCGCCCGCAUUGAGCUCGACUUGAGAAUCGGCUAUGCCUUCACUCGAUUCUUGACUCUGAACCUCCGAACCUUGGGGGGUGCCAUGUCUGAGCGCACAAUAAGUUAUGGAUCUUGCCAAUUUCCGACUCUCGGCUUCGUUGUCGACCGGUACUUUCGCGUCAAAAAGUUUGUGCCGGAGCCCUUCUGGGGAAUCAAGGUGAUGCAUGAGAGAGACGGCAUCAAGGUCAACUUCAACUGGUCGAGGCAUCGGCUGUUUGACCGCAUGGCGGUUGUAAUCCUUUACGAGAGAUGCCUCGCUGCCAGAUUAGCCAAAGUCACCAAAGUACAGGAGAAGCCAACCAAGAAGUGGAAGCCUCUCCCGCUCACAACGGUCGAGCUGCAGAAGAUGGCCACCAGGUUUCUCCGCAUAACUGGUCAGCAGGCCAUGACGGUAGCGGAGAAGCUAUACAAUAGGGGCUUCAUCAGCUACCCUCGUACAGAAACAGACCGCUUCGACAAGGGAAUGGAUCUCCGGGCGCUCGUGAGGAAACAGACCCAAGACAACAGGUGGGGUCAGUUCGCACAGGGCCUUGUCGAUGGAGGUUUCCAGCAGCCACGCCAGGGCCGCCACGACGACAAAGCCCAUCCGCCCAUCCACCCGAUUACCUAUGCAGCUCCGCAGGUCCUUGACGAGAAUGAAAGAAGGGUCUACGAACUUGUUACCCGCCGCUUCCUUGCUUGUUGUUCCGAAGAUGCCAAAGGCUUUGCCACCGACAUCGAAAUCCUUUAUGGAGAGGAGACGUUCAAUGCUCAUGGUGUCAUCGUUUUGGAGCGCAACUAUCUGGAGGUAUAUCCCUACGAAAAUUGGACCGGAACAGCCGAGCUCCCCAAAUUUACAGUAGGAGAGCGAUUUGAGCCCACCGAGGCUACGAUGACGGAGGGGAAAACCUCUCCUCCGGGAUACCUUACUGAAGCCGACCUCAUCGCUCUCAUGGAUGCGAAUGGAAUUGGCACAGAUGCAACCAUGGCCGAGCACAUUGAGAAAAUCCAGGAGAGGGAAUAUGCGAGGACCGUCGAACGUGGCGGAGGAGGCGCGAACCAGGUCGACGACAAUGACGCCGAGGACCCACCUGCGAGGGGCGGACGCGGCGGGCGGAGGGGCCGUGGUGGCCGCGGAGGUGGACGGGGCGGACGUGGCGGGGGCAACAGCCGUGGAGGGCGAGGUGUCAAGGAGUUUAUUCCGACCAGCCUCGGAGUCGCCCUGAUUGAAGGAUUCGAUCGAAUGCGCUUCGAGACGAGCCUCGGUAAGCCCUUUCUACGCAAGGAGAUGGAGCUUAAGAUGAAGGCGAUUUGCGAGGGCCGGACGACGAAACAGGUCGUGUUGCGAGAAAGCCUCACUCAAUAUCGGCAAGUCUACAACCAGUCGAGAGAAGAGCUCAACACUCUCAAAGCAGCCUGCCGGCAAUAUGUCUUCCAGAAUGGAGGAUAG
This is a messenger RNA of Canariomyces notabilis, 1992 nucleotides long. Its product is annotated as prokaryotic type I DNA topoisomerase. The coding region runs from base 1 to 1992 and encodes 663 amino acids. The record is from RefSeq and is a predicted model, not a curated record. Gene Ontology annotation, molecular function: DNA binding; DNA topoisomerase type I (single strand cut, ATP-independent) activity. Gene Ontology annotation, cellular component: nucleus. Gene Ontology annotation, biological process: DNA topological change. The transcript is spliced from 6 exons. Lineage: Eukaryota; Fungi; Ascomycota; Sordariomycetes; Sordariales; Chaetomiaceae.